Molecule: messenger RNA, 1098 nt
Organism: Protomyces lactucae-debilis
Lineage: Eukaryota; Fungi; Ascomycota; Taphrinomycetes; Taphrinales; Protomycetaceae
Exons: 3
Coding region: 1-1098 (365 amino acids)
Biological process (GO): regulation of RNA metabolic process; regulation of gene expression
Cellular component (GO): cytoplasm; nucleus
Molecular function (GO): mRNA binding
Source: RefSeq, a predicted model, not a curated record
AUGCUGGCUAGCUGCGAGCCAUCGGAGCCAGUCCCCGUCCUACCAUCACAUCCACGUCCAUCCCCCUCACAACGCACCCAUUCCCCCAAAAUGUCCAAAAGACCCGCAGAAGAAGACCCACAAGACGCGUCCACAUCGCGCAGGCAAAAACGGGACUCACCCGAUCAAAGCCCUCCACUCACCCUCAAAGCCCUCAUUUCAAACCGUGAAGCAGCCAGUCUUAUUGGGAAGGAAGGAGGUACCAUUGCAGCCAUUCGAACAAGCACAACAGCGCGUGUAUCGGUGUCUGAACACGUCAAGGGGACUAUUGAGCGCGUUGUAUCAGUAUCGGGAACGCCUGGCGUCAUUGCGGAUGCCUAUCCACAAGCGACAUCCAUCAAGGACGAAGUCAAUCCUGUUGAUCAAACUGUCAAGCCAUUCACGCUACGGCUUGUUAUCCCACAUGCGCAUCUUGGUGCCAUUAUUGGGAAGCAAGGUGCACGGAUUCGUGAAAUCAUGUCUGCGACGGGCGCACACAUCCAAGCAUCUGAAUUCAACCUGCCGCUCUCCUCUGAACGGUGCGUGGUGGUGCGUGGUCCAGCAGAAGCUAUUCGUCUUGCGAUUCAACAAAUCACAGAGACGAUGCAGGUGGGUCUUGCUUCUUCUCAUGUUGCCAUGACGGUAGCGUAUCAACCAGUCACGCUCGGUGGGAUCUAUGGACAUCCAGAGUCUUUUCGACGGAUCGAGCCAAACGAUACCAUGAUGACGCCCAGUAAUCCUUAUGGAAUUCCACCAAGUACCUUUGCUGCACCACCGCAAGCAGACGCACAAGCAGGCACGGCGUCAGCGACAGCAACGAGCAAAGGUGUUUCCAAGUCAAAGGAAAAAGUAACACAGCAGAUCUACAUCCCCAAUGACAUGGUGGGUGCCAUUAUUGGCAAGCAAGGGUCUAAGAUCAAUGAGAUCCGCAACUUGUCAGGAUCACAUGUCAAGGUCAAUGAACCAGACCCUGCGCGUGUCACAGAACGGUUGAUUACGAUUGAAGGAACAGCAGAGCAGAAUCAGCUGGCGCUGUACAUGCUGUAUCAGCGUCUCGAGAGUGAAAAGAGACGAGGAUGA